This is a messenger RNA of Fusarium subglutinans, 753 nucleotides long. Its product is annotated as adenosine deaminase family. Lineage: Eukaryota; Fungi; Ascomycota; Sordariomycetes; Hypocreales; Nectriaceae. The coding region runs from base 1 to 753 and encodes 250 amino acids. The transcript has a single exon. The record is from RefSeq and is a predicted model, not a curated record.
AUGAAAGAAGCUCAAAGCUCAACUCGCCAUCUCUGCACACUUGUUGAGGAACUGCUGAGAAGUAACCAGGACCUUGCAAGUCGUAUCAGAGGGCUUGAGCGAGAAGGUUCUAUUAUUGCCGAGUCUAGGAAGGAUGACGUCUCUACGCUUCGACAGACACGAGGCUCAAAGUCUGUUUCGUUCAUCGAUACACAGGCUUCCGCCAUUAAAUUCACAUUCGACCAGGAUCUCCAGGCAUCUCGAGUGUAUAACCGCGCCGUAGGUAGACAAUCUAUGACGUCUCUUACCAGCACUGCCUUGUACACGACUGCGCUAUCUCUAUUCUCUAACUUGAGUCUCUCUCAAGUGUCCAACAUCUCUUUCUACGCGUUGCCAGUUUACUCUAAUGAUUUGAGUAACAGCGACUGCUAUGUAUUUGGCGAGGAAGGCGCUCUGGUAAAGUCUGAUAGUUCUCAGGCUCCCGAGUCUUCCCCCUCGCGAGAAAAGGCACGAAAUAGACCAGAUAACAUCCUUCCACCAACGAACCAGUCUCAGGCACCUUCGCGGCUACUCGGACGCUUUGCGAGAAGGCGUAAGACGCCAGCGGUGAGCGCACCGGCAAAUCCUGUCCAUGUUACUCACGCUGGGUUUGACAACUUAACUGGGCAGUUUACUGUAUGUUAUGGCCUUGUGCUUUAUGAAAGUGUGCUCUCUACAGCUAUAACAAGCCGGCUAACUGUAUUUAGGGUCUACCUCAAGAGUGGCAGAGGUUAA